CCCAGUGUUUCUCGUUGGCUAAAAAUUUUUCCCAAUUCUUAUUCACAGAAUUCAUUUAAUGUUUGUAUGUGUGCAUUUGGUUAAAUGCAUAUACUAAGUAGAUGAAGCAUACAACAAAUGCGUGUAUACAAAAGCGUGCGUGUUUGUGUUAGUUUGACUGAGAGGAAAAUGUAUUACUAUAGGUUAAAGCAAUGAACAAUACGCCUCUGAAACGUGAAUAUGAAAAUAAGACGACAAUUAAAAUGGAUACAGUUAAGUCAGUAUAUAGCUGCUAGAAUUAUCGUGUGACAAAAGUUGAUUCCAUUUAAGGAAUUCACUCAUGACUAUUACUUAUGUUAGCAUAUUAUAAUUAACCGGAAUAUUAGUAGUAUGCAUCGAUAGUUGUGGAAUAUAACAGAAUGGAAAACUACGAUAUGAUAACUCCUCCGCCUACACACAACAUAGCUGAUGAUAACAAAAUGAUUCAUCACAGUAUCAGUCCGUUCGUCAUAUCAUCGUUAUCCUCGUCUUCAUCACAAUCACCAUUACCAUUUUCUUCAGCCUACCCAACAAUCGAUAAACCAAUGCAACAGUCAAUGUCAGUAGCACCAAAAUGGCAAUAUAUCCUAUUAUAUAUUAUACCAUUUGGCACAUUGUGGGGAAAUAUAUUUGUUUGUUUAGCUGUUUACCUGGAGCGACGAUUACGUCAUCGUUUCAAUUUAUUUCUCGUGUCUUUAGCUACUAGUGACUUAUUAUGCGCAUUAUUAGUCAUGCCAGUAUCUGCAUGGAAUAUGAUUAUGGGUCAAAACACCAGUGAUCUAGCCCUAUGCCUUGUUUGGUAUAGUCUAGAUAUUUUCUUCACAGCAACAACAAUUAUACACAUGUGUAAUAUAUCACUGGAUAGAUAUUUAGCAUUAAGACAACCAUUCGGCACAGUUCGAACACAAACACGUCAUCCAUUAAAUAGUCUUAGUGUACGUAUAACGCUAUCCUGGUUAAUACCAUUCUCCAUAGCUGGACCAUUAUUUCUAUAUGCAUUAAUGAGACAAAAAGACAGUGAAAUAGACGAUAAGAGUAAACCUCGUGCCAUAGCACUGACGACGACAACAACAGAAGCAACAGCUACUUCUACUGCCAUUAUUACUUACAAUAAUGACAUAAUGAAUACUUCCCAUGAUUAUUUUUCGGCAACAAAGACAAGUUCAACAAUGACAAUAGAAGAUUAUUUUCAUUCAACUGAAGCUUCCUAUAAAGGUUGUGGACCGAAUGAUCCAGCUUUUGCGUUGACAGCUAUUUUUAUAACAUUUAUCUUGCCACUAAUUAUAAUGAUAGUCACCUACGUACUCACUGUACACACUCUACGUAAACAUAUGAAACAGAUUCAAGCAGUUCAGUUGUACGCUGCGACAAAUAAACAUUUCACUGAUUCCAACAGACUAACAGCAUCGACAACUUCCAAGAUUAUAAAUCAAAAUGCAACUAAUAACAACAGCGACUGUUGUAAUAAUAAUAAUAAUAACGAUAAUUCUUCUGGACCACUAAAACUAUCUAGUAACAAUAACAAUGACAGCAUAAAAUUACAACGAAAUGAGAAGGAUACUACUAAUUACUCUUGCAGUAGUACAAAGCUACACGAUACAAAUUUAUUACCUGAUUCUGCCAAUAUCUCAUCAAAAUCCACAAUUCCUGAACAGAAUAUAACUGAAAUUGACAUGACUGAGACAAAGGCAUUAAAAUGUAAACAAUCGCCGGGUAGUAAAACCCACUGGAAGUUGACUAGACCAAACUACACACACACAAAACAACGACGUCGACACUACCACCAACAACAACAGACAAUAAGUCAAACACCUGAAACAACUAUGGUAACAUUUACACAAACUGAAGAGCCCAGUUUUAACACAAGUUCACAAAGUUUCUGUGAUAGUGUACUAAUUAAAACUAAUAAUAUUAAUACCGAUAGUAAUAAUUUUGAUAUGACAUUUGACAUAAAAGACGAAUUAUUGGGUAAAAAAAAUGGAGAAUCAACACCGCCUUAUAUUGCAUGUAAUAAUAAUGUCACUAUAAACAAUAACGGCAGUAGUAGUAUGAAAAUUCGUUACAAUACUCGACAAAGCUCAACAACAUCAAAUCGUUACAGCUUAGAUCGCAUACAUAGUGCUAAACGUGCUGUUCGUGUUAUCGGUGUACUAUUUAGCAUAUUUUUAAUUUGCUAUCUACCAUUCUUUAUUGUUUAUUUUAUUGAUGUAUUGUGUACUACCUGUAAUCACUGUACAGGACCAGCUAUGGCUCAUUUGGAAUGGUUAGGCUAUCUUAGUUCUAUGCUAAAUCCAUUUGUAUAUCAUGCAUUUAAUCCAACAUUUCGUAGAACAUUUCGAAGAAUGCUUAGAUGUGCAUGUUUCUGUCCAGAUAGACGAAGAAAUGAAUAUUAUGCCAAUUGGAGGAGAAAAAUUAAACUAUAAACGAAAUAAUGUGCAAAUAUACAUAUAUCUUCUUUGUUCGUAUGACUGCUAAUUUCAUUACACGUCAGGACAUCAGAAUUAUAUGUACACUUUUGGUCUUUUAAUUUCAUGAAUAUAUAUUUAUAACAUAUACCUGUCUAGUAUUUUCUUUCCUAUUUACUUUAUGAAUCGUAUAUUGUAUCUAGUUAACUACAUUAUUAUCGAGACAAUCGGAAACACAACCUAUGCGACUGUAUGA
Molecule: messenger RNA, 2679 nt
Organism: Trichobilharzia szidati
Lineage: Eukaryota; Metazoa; Platyhelminthes; Trematoda; Strigeidida; Schistosomatidae
Source: the annotation of a GenBank genome assembly